AGGCUCAAGCUGUCGCCCCUGCCGGAGCGCUCCUACCGCUCCUUCACGCAGCUGGAGGCGGUGGUGCGCGUGGAGCCCACGGGCGACGUGCUGCUCACCGUGGCGGACGUGGAGAACAGGAGGGGGCCGCCGGCGCCGGGUUCGCGGAGGCGGCCUGGGCUGGGGACCUGGCCGCGCCAGCGGAGGCCUGCGGCCCGGAGGAGAUCCGACGGCCCCAUCGACGUGUUCUCCGACGCCCUCGUGAAGCACCUGCCCGUCCUGCUUGCCACCCGCGCC
Messenger RNA from Prorocentrum cordatum, 276 nucleotides. The record is from the annotation of a GenBank genome assembly. NCBI's taxonomy places the organism in Eukaryota, Dinophyceae, Prorocentrales, Prorocentraceae.